Pleuronectes platessa (European plaice) is the source of this 1622-nucleotide messenger RNA. It is a transcript of the gene xcr1a.1, whose product is annotated as chemokine (C motif) receptor 1a, duplicate 1. Lineage: Eukaryota; Metazoa; Chordata; Actinopteri; Pleuronectiformes; Pleuronectidae. Gene Ontology annotation, cellular component: membrane. Gene Ontology annotation, biological process: G protein-coupled receptor signaling pathway; immune response; chemotaxis. Gene Ontology annotation, molecular function: chemokine receptor activity. The coding region runs from base 158 to 1180 and encodes 340 amino acids. The record is from RefSeq and is a predicted model, not a curated record. The transcript is spliced from 2 exons.
AGUAAAACCAAUCUGGUUAACAGACCAGAAUUGGGAACUGAAAAUAUCCGUUGUAAAAAGACUAUUAUAGCUGCAGCUUUUUAAGUUCUCUUUCUAAUAGAGAGAACACAUCCCUUCCAACAACAUUAUAGUCCCAUCAAAAAGGAGUUGACCAGUAAUGAACAAGCCCUUCAAUAAGAGCCAAUAUGACUAUGGCUAUGACUAUGACAGUGACGUUCUCUGUGAAAAGGAUGAUGUGGUCGCAUUUGGAUCCUACGUCGUCCCUGUUUUCCUGUCUGUGGUGAUCACACUGAGCCUCAUAGGAAACAUUCUUGUCCUUGUGAUCCUGGCUCUGUACGAGAACCUCAAGUCCCUCACCAACAUCUUCAUCCUCAACCUGGCCAUCUCUGACCUCAUCUUCACCACCGGCCUCCCCUUCUGGGCCAUCUACCACAUCUGGGGGUGGAUAUUUUCAAACAUUCUCUGCAAAAUCGUGACUUUUGUCUUCUUCAUUGGGUUCUACAGCAGCAUCCUCUUCCUGACCAUCAUGACCAUCUACAGGUACCUGGCGGUGGUCCACCCUCUCUCUGACCUGAGGAUCCAAAAACUCACGACUGGUAUUUUCCUGUCCCUCCUAAUGUGGAUGAUUAGUAUUGGAGCAGCCAUACCCUCGCUGCUCUACAGCUCUGUCAUCUCGAUCCCCCACAAGGAUAAACAUUCCCGGGGCUGUGAAUACGAAUCCACCCUGUGGAAAAGCAUCGCUGUCUCCCAGCAGAAUAUUUUCUUCUUGGUUGCUUUUGUGGUGAUUGGUUUCUGCUAUAUCCGGAUACUCGGAAAAAUCUCACAAACGAGAUCCCACACAAAGAACCGAGCAGUGAAGCUGGUCCUCUGCAUCGUGGCGGUAUUCUUCAUCGGCUGGGUGCCGUACAACCUGGUGAUAUUUCUGAGGACUCUGGAUGACAACUUGGUCCCACCGUUUGACGACUGUGAAUUCAGCAUCCAGCUCGAUUAUGCGUUCCAUGUGUGUCGGCUCAUUGCUUUCUCCCACUGCUGCCUCAACCCUGUCUUUUAUGUGUUUGUUGGUGUGAAGUUCAGGAGCCAUCUGAAGUCAAUGCUGCAGCAAAUUUUCAGUCGGAAAAGUGCAGUCGAGGAGCCACAGGUCAGAAUGCAAAACCUCAUCUCACACGGAUCACUGUACUAGUUACUGACCAAGCAUCAUGUUUUGUAGCGCUCCUUCAGAUUUUUUUUUUGAGCUUUAAAAAGUGAGCAUUUUGGCAAAUCUACUUAUUUGUUGCUGUUUGUAAAAAGCUGUAAGCAAAAUCAAAAUCUGACUUUCAUUGUUUAUUAAUAAAUGUGUGUAUCAGUGUUAAACAUUUGUCUUAACAUAUUGUUUGUAUGGGAUUCAACUUUAAUACGUUUUGCCACGGGAUAAUACAAAUAUCAUUCAGAGUGGAAGUGAAACAACUGUAGCAAAUAUCCUCACAGUGCAAAUACUUCUUUAUUAGAAUUAUAGGUUUUCAUCUAUUGUUUACUUUUGGGGCAAAUUUCAUAUAAUGUGUCUUUUUAUAGCUAAAUCUUGUUUUUGGAUUUCAUAUAUUGUGAUUAUGAAAGUGCUUUAUUAAACACCCCUGUUGUGAUACAAA